UGAUUCAGUUCAGUUCAACUCCAACCAACGAAAUGCGAUUCUUAAUAAUCGUGUCUCUCGCUUUAUGCAUUGGUUUUGCUUAUGCAGCCAGCGUUAACCGAUCAAAGCGUGAUAUCAAAGAUGAUAUGGAAAGAAUCAUCAAAGAUAUAAAAAAGAAAGGUAUUGACCAUGUUGGUGACGACAUCAAAAAAUUUGCUCAUACCUUCAAGGAUCAACUAAAGUCAUGGCAUUGUCCAAACAUCUUUGAUAUACUUAAUGCAUUGGCUAGUAAAAAAAAAUCUAAAAUUGCUAAAGUCUUGUUCGAAGCUGCUGUUUGUAAAGCACUGCAUUUGUAACUAAAGACUAAUAUAUUAUUCAAAAUAUAUUUCAAUUCUUGUACGACCCAUUUGAAAUGUUUAUCCUUAAAAUUCCAUGAAUAAAAUCUUUAUAAUUGAAUAAA
Tetranychus urticae (two-spotted spider mite) is the source of this 439-nucleotide messenger RNA. RefSeq lists its product as uncharacterized. The record is from RefSeq and is a predicted model, not a curated record. NCBI's taxonomy places the organism in Eukaryota, Metazoa, Arthropoda, Arachnida, Trombidiformes, Tetranychidae.